GGUGGGGGAGGUGCUGGCGGUGGUUGGGCUGGCUGAACGCUGCAAACAAUCGAGAUGGAGGAAAGAGCAAGGGAGGAAGGAACGACUUUUCAGAACUUCUCGCAAGACUCCCGCAAAGAGUCAGGGAAAAUCGCCGCUUCCAAUCUCAACGAUGAUGAGCUGCGUUGCCAUGGCGAGGACCUUGGAAGCAGAGCGUGCAUCAUGCCUUCGUAGGGCUAAAGAUCAACACAACAAAGGCCGGGAAGGAGACAGCCGCACGCCAAGGCCAAGACCACGCGCCACCACUAGCAGUCCCAAAAUAGCCACCCGACGCCACGCCUCUCGCACUCGCCUCAGGGUCCAACGCGCUUUGACAUCACCGCUCCAACCACCCCUCCUCCCUCACACAAAGCGUUGCACGGCACCAGGAACCGCCAGCAACCGCGCUCGCGGCAAAACACUUGCUCCAGUCCUCCGCAACGCUUCCUGCCACACACAGCCUAUUCUUGGGGCUUUACUCGGCUGCAGGUUUCGGAGGCUGUCGCGCGUUGCGCUGAAUGGAGCGCUGACGACGCCUGAAACUGCGGAGGGGCUGUGCUGGUGACUGAAGCGUUGCGCGUGCGGCUCCACCAUGGACCUGCCACCACCGCCAACGCUUGACGCCGCUGGUCUGGAUUACUCCGGUGGGUGGGCUGAGCGAGCUGGUAUAAUACUGUGCGGCGCUGCUGUUUCCUUUGAAUCUAUUUCGCGCUCUCUUUGAAAG
Messenger RNA from Trematosphaeria pertusa, 742 nucleotides. RefSeq lists its product as uncharacterized. The transcript has a single exon. Lineage: Eukaryota; Fungi; Ascomycota; Dothideomycetes; Pleosporales; Trematosphaeriaceae. The record is from RefSeq and is a predicted model, not a curated record. Bases 152 to 583 code for a protein of 143 amino acids.